Nerophis lumbriciformis (worm pipefish) is the source of this 1189-nucleotide messenger RNA. It is a transcript of the gene mmab, whose product is annotated as metabolism of cobalamin associated B. The record is from RefSeq and is a predicted model, not a curated record. Lineage: Eukaryota; Metazoa; Chordata; Actinopteri; Syngnathiformes; Syngnathidae. Gene Ontology annotation, molecular function: corrinoid adenosyltransferase activity.
AUUAGUUAAAGUGGGACGAUUCUCCAAAACAAACAUGGCUGCGUUUGUUAUCAAACCUUCUCUCCUUCACUGUGUUUUAAGGACUGUAAGGCAACUUAGAGUGCGACAGACAAGGGAAACGCCGUUCCUUUGGAGAAGCUACGCGUCUGAUGGAGACAACAGAGUGCCCAAAAUUUAUACCAAAACAGGCGACAAAGGUUUCUCAAGCACAUUCACUGGAGAAAGGAGACCAAAGGAAGAUCACAUUUUUGAAGCUUUGGGAAACACAGACGAACUGUCAUCAGCUAUAGGCUUGGCCAGGGAAUUCUGCCUUGAAAAAGGUCAUGCAUUCACUCAUCAGUUAGACAAGAUACAAUGUGUUUUGCAAGAUGUUGGCUCCAAUAUUGCCACCCCUCGGUCAUCUGCAAGAGAAAGUCAUAGAACUCGAACCAAUUUCACUGCGACGCCAAUAGCAGACCUGGAAGGUUGGAUUGAUGCAUUGACAGAAGAACUCCCACCUUUGACCAACUUCAUUUUACCUUCUGGAGGAAAGAGCAGCGCAGCUUUGCAUCUAGCUCGGACAGUCUGUCGUAGAGCCGAGCGCAGUGUUGCUCCAAUUGUGCGCUCAGGGGAGGCAGAUCCAGAUGUUGCCAGGUUUUUAAACAGAUGACGUCACGCUAACAUCACAUGACACCUCUGAUGAAGGCUGCAGAAGCAAGCUAGCCGAAACUUGUCAGGUACAAAACUUUACCAUACUAGCCUAUAUAAAUCAACCAUUUAUUAAUUUAAGAUUUACCUACUUGAAGUUUGAUCAUCCUCUCCUUUGUUUCAAUUGACAUCUCUCGUGUUGGAGCCAUGAUUCAUGUCAAGCCACCUGGUGCAACAGCUCUGCCAGGUGUGAACACUCUUUUUUAACUGCAGACUAAUGAACACGUGAUCUGAUACAGGUGUUAACUUUGCAAAUAAAAUUCUAAAGAGUUCUCUAUGUUUUCACUCUGCUUAAUCUAAAAACAAAACUGUUAACACAUCUUGAUUUAUUUUAGUGUGUCUUAAAGGCAGAAAGUUGCUAUUUAAAAUGAUUAUAGUUUUAUGUCAUGUCAGUCAGCUGCUGCUUUCUUUCUAAAAUUAAACAACUGCAUGAACAUCUUCCAAGUCUGGUGAUUCCAUCACUUUUCCAGGGGUUGUAAACGGGGUUAAGAACUGUUCAAUA